AUGUCAUAUCCAGCGCCUGUUCAGCUAAGUCGCGAUGACACAUCCGAAAAGGCGCGCAUUGUCAUCAACAGCGGCGGCGAGAACGGUAACGUCGCCUUCGAGGGCGAAGGCUCCAGUGGUAUUGACUUCACAUCCAAUUUGGGAGAUCCGACAAGGUCAACCACGGACGUAGAGGGGAGGAAAGUCAUGUUCGACAACAGUACCCUCACUCCACACGAUCAAUACGUCCUCGUCACGCCAGAGAGUCCAUCUCAUGCCAUUAAGUGGGACCUUGGCGACGGAGUCAAGCUCAGUAAGGCUAUUUGGGUGGCAGAAUGGGAUAAGGGAGAUCUGACAACAAUUUCGGAGGCUACCCUCAGCCAAGAUGAUCGAGGGGUGGAAUCUAGGAAACUUGGAGCAACAUCACCACCUGCAGCCCCCCUUGUCACCACCAAUGUGAAGCGUCAAGACUCUAUUACAAUGGGAUUCACUGACACUAGUCUUACCCUUCCCCUCGAUUCCAAGGUGUUAAGGUUCUUGUACUCUAGUAUGUACAUUGAGCUUCAGUGGACAUUGGCAGAGGAAUCCGGCACGACGAAGACUGGGUUAUUUACCAUCACAAACGGAACCUACGGGUCUCAAACGUACUAUGACGCAGUCGGCAAACUCGCGGAUCGACGUAAAAGGGACCCCGAGUCGGCUUCAGGAAUCGAAGGACCGGCCGACUCGACGUCGACAUCAUCAAUGUCCGCCACUCAGACAACACCCACUCUCACAGCCUCUCUCAACCCGAAUGCAUCACAAUCAACCCUUCCUGUUAGUUCCGGCGGCAGCAGCAGUAGCAGUGGCGGCGGCAGCGGAGGACUUGCGCCCGGUGCCAUCGCUGGCAUCGUCAUCGGGAGUGUUCUCGGCGUCGCCCUCAUCGGGUUCCUGAUAUGGUUCUUCCUCCGCCGCCGCCGCCGCCGCGCUGACCACGUCUCGGACGGCGCGUACGGCACUGGCCACAAUCCCCAUGAAUACCUCGCCGACAAGGAGACUCAUGCUCGCGUGACCGAGUCGCCACACUCCCCCUACACCGACGAUGGACAGCACCAACACUCUCAGCACCACCUUCACGAGCAGCAGUCACAACCUCAGGAGCAGCAUCAUCUCUCGCGGGAACUGCAUCAAGACGAUCACGACGACGCUUUUGAGACCGCCGCCGCCGCCGCCGCGGUGCCUGCCUCGGCCAUCAGCGCCACGGAUCACCAUCAGCCUCCUUUCGCACCGUACAGAGAGGAGAACAUGUCCACUGCCUCGCGGUCAGUCGAGGACAUGACCCGCAGCGGCGCCGGCGGUCCGCGCUCGUCGACACCCAACGUCAAUUCCAAUGUUUCGCAUCUGAUUGAAGACGGCAUGACGGAGGACGAGAUUCGGAGGCUGGAAGAGGAGGAGAUGGCGUUGGACGCGGCCAUUGAGCAAGCCGGACCGCGGAGGAAGCCGUAG
Messenger RNA from Colletotrichum fioriniae, 1464 nucleotides. RefSeq lists its product as uncharacterized. The record is from RefSeq and is a predicted model, not a curated record. Lineage: Eukaryota; Fungi; Ascomycota; Sordariomycetes; Glomerellales; Glomerellaceae.